This is a messenger RNA of Nothobranchius furzeri (turquoise killifish), 2358 nucleotides long. It is a transcript of the gene hs3st1l1, whose product is annotated as heparan sulfate (glucosamine) 3-O-sulfotransferase 1-like1. The record is from RefSeq and is a predicted model, not a curated record. NCBI's taxonomy places the organism in Eukaryota, Metazoa, Chordata, Actinopteri, Cyprinodontiformes, Nothobranchiidae. Gene Ontology annotation, molecular function: [heparan sulfate]-glucosamine 3-sulfotransferase activity.
AUAAGAUGCGGCUGGCUUGACCGCGGCUCACAAUUGACGGCUCACUUGACAGCGGUCUCCCUCCUGUCUGACACGCGCAGCGCCCCGCGCCUCUGCACAGCUCGUCUGCGUGAUCCGGAGACGGACAACAGCUGUCAGCUCCCAGAAAACCAGGAGUCGCUGCUGGCAGACAAACCAGUGAUGAGAGAGCACGGGGACAGGAACGGGCACGUUUAUUCUGCGCGGAGCGGCAGUGCGCUGCAGGAGCGCGCUCCGAGGCUUCAGCGGCUUCUGCGUUCAACUGGAACCCGAGAGGCGUGCUGAGAUCAACACCGAACUCCCAGAGCGAGGAUGGCAACGACCCGUGCCAAUUUUCCCCGGACAUAAGUAAUAUGUGGCUUCCAACAGAGCUUACGAUGUUCUGGGGAUCGCUGAUGGUUUUCCCUCCGGAUCUAACUCAAGUGGACCAAACGUGUGUUUGUAACUCCUGCUGCUGCUGCACGCAGAAAGGCACCGCUCUUCUACCGCUAAGCCACGUGCUGUUUCUGCCGGCCAGUCUCCACCUUUAGCUCCGAACAUGGCUUGUUUUGUAGCAUCUGUGUUUCUGCUGGUUCUCCAGACAUACACGGCCCCAUCUGAGCUCCUUCAGCCAGAUUUUGCGGUGGACACUUUGGACACUGAGCCAGGACUGACAGCGAAUGUCUCUGGAGACGUGACCUCAUCUCCACCUCCAGGAAGCAACAAACAAACCCCACACAGUAUCAUUAUUGGGGUGCGCAAAGGAGGCACAAGAGCGCUGCUGGAGAUGUUAGACAUUCACCCAGAAGUUGCUGUUGCUGCCACCGAGGUGCAUUUCUUUGACUGGGACGAGAACUAUGCGAAGGGCCUGGUGUGGUACCGGGAGCUCAUGCCGUAUUCCUACCCUCAUCAGAUCACAGUGGAAAAAACUCCGGGUUACUUCACAUCCGCUCUGGCGCCAGAGCGGAUCCGUGCCAUGAACUCCUCCAUAAAACUCCUUCUGAUCCUGCGAGACCCCGCUGAGCGGGUCGUCUCUGACUACACCCAGGUGUACUUUAACCGGCUGGAGAACCACAAGCCAGUACAAGCCAUUGAGAACCUGCUUGUUCACAACGGAGCACUAAACAUCCGUUACAAAGCCAUCCAGAGGAGCUUGUAUGACGUCCACAUGCGUAACUGGCUGCAUCACUUCCCACUGAGACAGAUUCACAUCGUGGAUGGGGACGCUCUAAUCCGUGACCCCUUACCUGAGCUUCAGAAGGUGGAGCGCUUUCUGGACCUCUCACCAAGGAUAGUGUCCUCCAACUUCUACUUCAACCAGACCAAGGGGUUUUAUUGCAUCCGGAGCAACGGGCGAGAGCGGUGUCUGCACGAGUCAAAGGGUCGUCCUCAUCCGUCGGUUAACAGCACAGUUCUGCAGCAGCUGCGCUCUUACCUGCAGGAACACAACCGGACCUUCUUCAGGCUGGUGAAGCGUACGUUCCACUGGCAAUAGCAGCCUGGAUCUCCAACUGAACUAAGCUGAGCCAACAAAAGUAAUACUAACAGCACUUUAGAUAUAUGAUGAAGAAGUUCCUUCAGACUUCUAUCAUGUUCCUGGUACCUUUGUUCUACACACAAUAAGGCUGAUGAGCGUGAUGCAGCUGUGAGUAGAAGCUUGAGACUAAAGCAGUAGCUUCAGACCUAGAGAGAUAGUCCAGAGUUUCUGCACAUCUUACCUGCUCUGUGAAUCCUCCGUUUGGAGAAACGGGUUAGCUGUUACUGGAUAAACAAGCUAACAGCUAAUCGUAAUACUAAAUAUUUUAGAGCACCUUUUAAAACCUUUGGAUAACCGGUGCACAGGUACACAUGUGUGCCAAAAAUAAUGACUGGUGUAGUAUCGCCAUGACAACUGCUCUUCCCUGGCCAAGCACUCAUCACAAACUCGCUCCCGGCGAUCUGAUCGUCCCUCCAGGGAACUACGGUGUUUGUUUCACGUCACACAAACAGAAAAAGGUGGCUUCAUCAGCUGAUCUGACGUUAGACCCCUUCCUGUUAUGGGUGUUAUUGUUGCAUCCAUACAAAGCUUAUAACACGUUUUACAUUUCAAUUUUGGGAAUUAGGCAUGUUUAAAAAAGAUCAAAAGUUGAGUCGUGCCAUUUUGGCUAGCAGUUAGCUUGUCAAUCCCAUGGGAGUCCAGCUCUUCUUCUCCAAAUGGAGGUUGUUCAAAGACACAAACCAGGUGAGAUUCCCAGAAACCAGCUUCAACAUUUCCAAACUUUCCCAUCUUUCCCAUUUUUAGUGCUGGAAACUUUUGGUAAAGUCUGAUGUUAAUAAAAUUGAUGAUUUAAUAAUAAACUGCUCUGUUACAAAUGCACAAAA